Mauremys reevesii (Reeves's turtle) is the source of this 1719-nucleotide messenger RNA. RefSeq names its product C-type lectin domain family 2 member D-like. Bases 471 to 1058 code for a protein of 195 amino acids. The record is from RefSeq and is a predicted model, not a curated record. NCBI's taxonomy places the organism in Eukaryota, Metazoa, Chordata, Testudines, Geoemydidae. The transcript has 6 exons.
GAAGCGGCGCUGCGCUGCGGAAUCCUGCGCUGCCGGAGCCUCUGCUCCUGUCCUGCUCCGGUGCAUUUCGCUUUGGGGGCUGCUGACCUGCUCCGCUUAGCGGGGCUGCAGCACCGGGACCCUCUCCCCGAGCCGGGCAGCUCCCGGCGGGGCAGCCCGUCCCCUCGCUGCUCCCUCUGCCCGCCAGCCGGGUUCGCUCCUAGCCCGCUCCCCGGGGGGCUCUGGCUCCGGGGGGACACACGAGCCUGGGCGAGUUGCGAGCCGGGCUCCGGCUGCCCGCGGAGCGAUCGGGGGCUGGGGGUCUGAGCCAGCAGAUCAGCUGCAGAGUCUGGAGCGGGGAGGAGACCAGGGCCAGGACCUCCGUCCCGGCUCGGCUUAGCGGCUGCCGGAUCAGACCCAGUCAGACAGAGGAGCCAAUCUCAGCCCAGCGCCUGCAGCAGCGUCUGUAGCCUGAGUGUCGCUGAGAGACAAUGGGGCCAGCAACUGGGGCUGCUGAGAGCGAAGAGCCGCUGCAGGAGUUGCGUGUUGAUGGCAAUGGACACCUGGAGACUGUCGGGGAGCCAGAACCUCCUUGUAACAACAAGAAAAAUCAAACUGGUCCCGUUGUGGUUGCACUGAUAGUUGUAUCAUCUGCUUUGAUCGCUGCCAUCAUUGCUCUGGCAGUGCAGGCAUCUAAGCUUUCAUCAGCUGAUCUGUGUCCUGCAUGCCUGGAUGGCUGGAUGGGAUACCAAGGGAAAUGCUACUAUUUCUCUGAGACUGAAGGGAACUGGACCUACUGCCAGAGCCGCUGCUCUGCACCGGGUGCCGCCUUGGCUGCGAUCGACAGUGAGCAGGAAAUGGCGUUCCUGCUGCGCCAUAAGGAUAUCCAUGACCACUGGAUCGGCCUCCGGAGGGAGCAGGGUCAGCCCUGGAAAUGGACCAACAGUACCAUAUUCAACCACACGUUUCGGAUAAGAGGAGGCGGCGACUGCGCGUAUCUGAAUGACGAGAAAGGGGUCAGCAGCUCACGGUGCUACAUGGAAAGACGGUGGAUCUGUAGCAAACUGAGGUGUAUGUGAUGGGCAAAGGGACUGCACUGGAAGGGAGCUCAAAAUAAGCCUCCUAGAAAUGACACUGAUACAACUCGCAUCUACUUGAACGAGCCAUGUCCCCGUUCAUCAGCCUGGCCAAGCUCAAGAUCUCAAUCAGGCAGUGGGGCCCUCAAGGUGUGUGUAGUUUAAACUGUGGAUUCUUUGUAUGUGCUUCUGCUUCUGAACCUUUACACUCAGGGACACAUUGUCAAGUUCUUCUCUGCAGCUGAGAGGGUGAGAUCCUAUGAUCUCUCGCUGGGGAAGUAAGGGGAGGCCUUGCUAGUUCAGACUCCAGAACAGCAUUUCUGAAAUGUGGCCACCAGCUGAUUGUUUGUAGCCACAAGAGCCUCCAAAGUGGUCAAACAAUCGCUGAGAUGUUAGGUAUUGAAGAUGCCUUGUAAAUGCCAUAAAUCAUAAUGCGCACCCCCUUCUAAAUAGUACCAUGCAGGCAGAGCUGAGCUACACAGGUGUGGCUUUCUUUCAAGUCACAAAGUAUGUUCAUUGGCUAAUCACUGUUUAAAUCUCGUGUUACUGUAGCUCUGUAAGCAGCUAUUGGCCGUCUCCCUGCGUGGUGUUUGGGUAGGUUGUGAUUGUUCAUGGGAUCAGGGCCGGCUUUAGGCCGACUUGCUAUCCCCCCACCCCCUUCAAA